AUGGAACGACAUCGCAAUGUCACUGAGGACCCGCGGUCAGAUCCAGUGCACUUUUCCUAUUCUCAGGAUAUACCAUCGUCUCCUCCAUCCAUCGUCUCUGAGGCUGGGACUCGGCGGAAACCUAAGAGACCGCCUCCAGUGACUCCACGCUCAUUCAAGAGGUUUUUCACACCUCGAUCGUCUCUCAAUGCCGCUGCAAAUGUUACAACGCGACAAGCACUGAGGGAACUCAACACGACAUCUUUGAAUCGGCGGGGCCCAGCCUUCACCAAGGCCAAAUCUUUGAACGCACCAAAUACGAUCGGCCAUGGAAUCUUGAAAAGUCCAUUUGCGGAAAUUUCUAGGACUCCAAACAGGAAGCGGAAACUAUCUUUCUCUUCACCUGCGUCUCCGCCGCAAUCUUCUCCAAUUCGAAGGGUGCGCCUGGCCCCUCCCAUUGAAGAUGAUCGCUUAGUCGAGAAGACAGUGAACGAGAUUGAGCUCAAAUUCCCUCCUGAAACGAUUAUCUCGCCACGAAAGUCAAUUCAGAAGCAGCUAUUUGCUGCCAAGCCGCCAGUGGAACCUGUUCGUCGGUCAAAAGUGCUUGCUACAUCAGGCGAGUACUGUUUGCGCAGCCUCUCGGGACGAAUGAAUCGACUUACUAUGCGAUGCAAUUAUGGAAGUGAUUGGAGAGAUCAAACAUCAACCUUCUAUUCUCGGCCAACGGACGUCCAUCAGAAUAUCAGUGUCAAUGAGGACCGCCCUGCCCUUCCUUUCUGCAUUGCCCCCUGCAGGACAAAUUCACUUGUGGCUAUCGGAGAUGAAGAAGGAGGAAUUCGAUUAGUGGACUCGGCGAAAGACGAUAAGGUUGGAUUUUCGAAGGCACACUUGUCGUUCCGCGCACAUGGAAAUUCCAUAAUGAACCUCGAAUUCUCAUCUGAUGAUAUGCUUCUUGCAACUGCUGCUGGCGACCAAACGACACUCAUCUUCGAUAUGAUCACUCAGAAACCGAUUCACUGCUUAUCGAACCACACUUCAUCGGUGAAGCAUGUACAAUUUCAACCAGCAUCGAACAACAAAAUGCUUGCGACAUGCAGCCGCGACGGCACUGUGAAUAUCUGGGAUCUACGAUGCAAAGGCCAUGAGAACCCUUCUAUGGAGAUUCACUGCGCUCUCGAUCAAGACGGAACCUCCUUGGCAUCUCCGCCCAUGAUAAACUAUCCUCAGCCAUUGAGGACUAUUCAAGAUGCUCAUGCUUUCAUGUCGAGAAGCUCGAAAUUAGCCGCGGUUCAGAAACAGGACAGUCAUUUCAGCAGAGAGAACGUCACGGUAACCUCUCUUUCUUUCUUACCAGCGGGCCGUGAAAACUUGUUUGUAACGGCAUCCGAGGCCAAUGCCUGCAUUAGAUUGUGGGAUAUGCGCACGUCGUACAAUAUCCGGAGAGGAAGCCCUGCCCCUUUAUCUACAACACGCGAACCGGACAGCCACGUCAAUCACAGAUCUUACGGUGUUACAUCCAUGGUACUGAACGGAGAUGGCUCAAGAUUAUAUAGUCUUUGUCGAGACUUGGCCGUAUAUGCUUACUCGACCUCACACUUGGUUCUGGGCAGCUCUCCAGAUUUGGCCCUGAACAAUGACCGACCUAGACGUGCUGGCGGCCCCGACAAAGAAGGUCUCGGACCUCUCUACUGCUUCCGGCAUCCUCGACUACAGGUAUCAACUUUCUAUGUUAAGGCUGCUCUACGACCAGCCAAGGACGAUAAAGCUGAAAUGCUUGCUGUUGGCAGCAGUGAUAACUGUGCCAUCCUGUUCCCUACGGAUGAACGAUUUCUGUCAACGUCCCAGCCAACAGCGCAGACGCAGAAUGAUCUCCCACCUACUAUCCGACCACCUCUGGUUCGAUCUGGUCUUCGACGGACCAACUCCGAUAUGUCCUUUUCCGGCAGACCAGAAAGCUCGAUCCCUACAUAUCGGUCUGGAACCCCUCUUGUUAGCGGUCACUUGAAGGAGGUUUCGGCUGUGUCGUGGACGUACGACGGCGAGUUGGUCACUGUAAGCGAUGACUAUACCGCCAGGUGCUGGCGUGAAGGACCCGAUGCGCGCGAUUUGCGUACCGGGGGCGAAACAGAUGGUCGACGCUGGGGUUGUGGUUGGGCGGACACCCCAGACUCUUACGAUGAUGAGGAAGAAUGA
Messenger RNA from Talaromyces marneffei, 2172 nucleotides. RefSeq lists its product as uncharacterized. Gene Ontology annotation, biological process: proteasome-mediated ubiquitin-dependent protein catabolic process. Gene Ontology annotation, cellular component: nucleus. Lineage: Eukaryota; Fungi; Ascomycota; Eurotiomycetes; Eurotiales; Trichocomaceae. The transcript has 3 exons. The coding region runs from base 1 to 2172 and encodes 723 amino acids. Gene Ontology annotation, molecular function: protein-macromolecule adaptor activity; protein binding. The record is from RefSeq and is a predicted model, not a curated record.